AUGACGUCUUCUUUGCGCCGACGGCCCUUGUUUCAGUAUCCGGCGAUUGUAGAAACUCCAUUAUGCUUUGCAGUUACUAUUGUCACCAUGACCUACGCCUGGUGGGGCGUUUACCGGUUAGUUAUCGUUUAUUGUGCGAUUAAAAUCGAGUCUCCUUUUUUCUCCUUGAAUGAAUUUAAUGAAUUACUGAAAUUCUUUCUACCAGAAAAACUUUACUGAAAUCAAAUAUCUCGUUUUUUUUUGCUCUAAAAAGGUGUAACUCGUAUUUUUCAGCUUUUUUUCUUAUUCAUAAAAUUUUGAAACUACCAAAUUAAGUUUUACUGACGACUCUUACUGGCAAGUCUUCUUCAAAAAUAUAAGUUUCAGCAACUCGAAAUAAACCGAUUGACCUAUCUUUUCAAAACUUUGAUUCAAAGUUGUCGAUUUCAAAAUAAAAUUGUAAAUUAAAACUAUACUUUGGUGUUUGUGAUAAAAAAAUUUCUUCAAAAUAGAAUAAACUUUUUGUCAUAAAUGUUUAGCAAAUAACCUGUCGUUCUUACAUAAGAUUCAUUUGGAAACUUUCCCAAUUCCAAGCUUCCAGGGCAAGCCAAUCAUUCGAAUGGAAAAUGGGUGACUAUGGAAUGUGGAGCAAGCCUCCGAUCAUUGGAGAAACGACUGGACAUUUGAUGAAGGUAACCUUCUUUCGAACUGAUUUUUUAUUUUGAUCCUUUUUCUUCGUUUAAAUUAGGCUUCUGGCUUGCAAAAUUCGGUAGCUCAUACCAUUUCGAAGCCACUUUCCCUUCCUUACCGAAUUCAUAGAAUCUCAGAUUAAAAUUCUACUGCUCUUUUUGAUGUAUUUUUUCAGCGGACAACGUUUUGACAAGUAAGACCCAGAAGCUGCAAAAAAAAGAACUCUGUAAAAACCAUGAUAUUCUCAGGACGUGACCAACUGGGAGUGGUCCCGAUGGUCGCCCUUCGCCUUGUCGUACUUGCCGGUCUUCCUGGGACACGCCGUUUUGUUCAACGCCGGCUCGGCCUUGCUUCCAGAGAAGUUAUUCGUGCCACUCUACACGUUUUCUUCAAUCGGUGCCGUCGCCUACUAUUUUACUCCAUUUUUGGUCGCCGUUUCCUUGCUCCAAGGCACCGUCGUCUUUAUAACUGCCGCUUUCGUCAAGUUUGUUUCGUUUUUAACUGUUAAGGAAAGUAGGAGUGAAGACUCACUCAGUUAGGGCUUUUUUAGGACACUGAUUCGGUUCUUUUUAGGUUUAUCAACCUUUCAUACAUCCGAUUAAGUUUUAGGUGAAACACUCGUGGCUUCUGGUUCUUACAGUUUUUACAAAGUCGUCUCUUAGCUGUUAGCAGCGAUCUUAAAUUGUUCUGACCGAUUUUAAAAAAGGCUCAAUUUUUCACGUUGAUUCUGAUUUUGUGCUUCGAGCUGAAACCAUUCUCUGAUGGGAAGCAGUAGUCUUUCUGAGCCGCAGAAUCUUCUACCGUCAAGCCUCGUUUCAACUAAAAACUGAAUUUUUCAGAAAAACAGCAAUCGUCUGGCUCAGCGCUUUACCGGUGCUCUACCUGACGAUGCACCAGACCUCCUCCCUCAGUGACGAUCCCUUCCUAAUCUUCACUUUCGUCUCCUACAGCAUGCUCAGCUACGUCUCCUACUCGCUGGAAACGAUGCACACCGCCGUCCGUCCAGAAGACAAUACCCUGCCUAAGCGUUACCUCCGAAUGUUGUUCUACACCUACUAUCAGCCAUAUCUUUUCUCCCUGAUCGUUCUUUAUCCAGACUUUGAGCGUCAGAUUGCCGAGAAGUGAGUUUAGCCAAGUGAAAAAAUUAGAAUCUCCUAUUUUCAGAUCCAAGAAAACACGCGAUUGGAAAAAGUGCAUCUUCUUCGCUUUUCGGAUCGCCUUUUGGUGGUGGCUGAUGGAAACGGCUCUGCAUUUCCUUUACUUCGAGGCGAUUCUCAAGAACCAGCCGUACCUCUACUCUCUUCCAAAGGACCAGUUUGUCGCGUUGGGAAUGGCUCUAGGUGAGAACAUGAGUUAGUCUCAUUAAUUUGAGUAUUUCCUUGACAGGAAUUUUCUUCCACCUCAAGUACGUCAUUAUCUUUGGAUUGCCCUCGUUGUUUGCGCACGUCGACAGCAUGGAUCCGCUACCGCCGCCGAUUUGCCUUAUUCGGGUCACGCUUUACUCGAAGGUAAUUCAAAAAAAAAAAAAAAAUUAUACUGAAGCUAUUUUUUUUUGCUUCAGGUGUGGCGAGAGUUCGACCGCGGACUGUACAUCUUCUUCAAAAAGUACAUUUUCAUCCCGAUCUGUGCUCCGACGUUUUCUUUGCCUCGGAAAAUCUUCGGCGUCUUGGUUUCCUACAGCUUCGUUCUUCUGUGGCACGGCUUCUAUCAUCAUAACAUCGUGGGCUUUUCCUACUACUUGAUUUUUGCAUGACUCAGAAUUAUCAAAAAUAUUUAGGUUGCGAUCCUUCACAAUAACAUCGGCAAUUUUCAAUUAUUUGACUUUUUUUAUUACUUAUUUCUCACAGUAGAAUAUAUUGUCAGUAGAAUAUAUUUGACGUAGAAUAUAUUUGACGAACAUUUUUUUUAAAUAAUCAUAGUUUAUUAAACAUUUUUUUUAUGUAGACGAGUUCGAUAGAACUGAAAAAAAUCUCCCGUGUCUGCCUUUUUAUUUAAAAAGUCCCGUAAGUUCUAAAUAAAUAUAGCUCAAUCAUAGAUAAAAAAACUCAGGUUCGAACUUUCAAAACCGAAAGACCCCAAUUUUUUCCGUAUCUCAAAACCAUAAUCUUCAUUAUGAUACCGCUUUGAUACCACACAACAAAAUCUACAGCAACCCUUUCGUAACGAAUUUUCAAAAAACAUUUUCAAAAAGCCACAACAUGCAUCACUCCUCCCAAAAACUUCCAAAUCCAGAAACCUCCAGGUCUGGAUCGGACUGAACAUCCUCGCCCUGUUCCUGGAGAUGAGCUCGAAGGUGCUGUACACGUUCGACUCGGUUCGCCUUUUCCGGGAGAAGCACCUGACCGACGAGAACUUCCGGCGAGUACUUGCCUGGCUACACAUUGUGCCAUUUGCCAUCGGUCUCUACUCGAACUUCUACUUCCUGGGCGGCUCCGAGGUCGGAGCAGCCUUCGUACAGCGGUUCCUGAUCGAGGAAACCAUCACCGUGCGGUGAGCCGAAAUGAAAUGCGACGCCUCAACGAGUCUCUCGAGUGUUUCAGAUGGCCGUUCCUUCUCAUCAUCACGCUCGGCUAUUUCCAUGCAAACACAGCGAUCGAGGUCGACCGACAGAACGCUUUAAAGUCCAAGACGGCGUAG
Messenger RNA from Caenorhabditis auriculariae, 3306 nucleotides. Lineage: Eukaryota; Metazoa; Nematoda; Chromadorea; Rhabditida; Rhabditidae. The record is from the annotation of a GenBank genome assembly.